This is a messenger RNA of Gekko japonicus, 1960 nucleotides long. RefSeq names its product dnaJ homolog subfamily A member 1-like. Gene Ontology annotation, biological process: protein refolding; response to heat. Bases 91 to 1305 code for a protein of 404 amino acids. NCBI's taxonomy places the organism in Eukaryota, Metazoa, Chordata, Lepidosauria, Squamata, Gekkonidae. The record is from RefSeq and is a predicted model, not a curated record. Gene Ontology annotation, cellular component: cytoplasm; cytosol. The transcript is spliced from 8 exons. Gene Ontology annotation, molecular function: ATP binding; Hsp70 protein binding.
GGCCUGUGCCCGGUGAGUGGUUUCACUCCCUGCCUGAGAAAGCUGAGCCUGGGCUCCGUUUAGCAACGUUGGACUGGCUGACGAGGGAAGAUGGUGAAGGAAACUGGCUACUAUGACUUGCUGGGGGUCAAGCCCUGUGCCACCAUAGAAGAAAUCAAGCGGGCCUACCGGCGGCUGGCACUGAGAUACCACCCGGACAAGAACCCCAGUGAGGGGGAGCGAUUCAAGCAGAUUUCCCAGGCCUACGAGGUGCUGUCCGACCCCCAGAAGAGGUCGCUGUAUGACCGCGGUGGGGAGCGGGCCAUGAAGGAAGGAGGCGUGGGGGGCAGAGGAGGCUUUGGCCCCCCCAUGGAUAUCUUUGACCUGUUCUUUGGCGGAGGGGCCCGCAUGCACGGGCCCCGGGUGGAGCGGAGAGGGAAGACGACUGUGCAUCAGCUGCCCGUGACCCUGGAGGACUUGUACAGUGGGGCCACGAGGAAGCUGUCCCUGCAAAAGAACGUCAUCUGUCGGAGCUGCAGCGGCCGCGGAGGAAGGGAAGGCCUCGACACGCGGUGCCCCAAGUGCCACGGCUCUGGCGUGGAGGUCAUUGUUCACCAGCUGGCGCCCAACGUGGUGCACCACAUCCAGACGAUGUGUCCGCAGUGCCAGGGGCAUGGGGAGUGGAUGCGGCCCCUGGACCGCUGCCUGGCCUGCAACGGGAGGAAGGUGGUCCGGGAGAAGAAGGCCCUCAGCGUCCACCUGGACAGAGGCAUGGCCGACCGGCAGAAGAUCACUUUCCACCAGGAAGGGGAUCAAGGGCCGGGCCUGGAGCCGGGAGACAUUGUCAUCGUCCUCGACCAGAAGGAGCACCCGGUCUUCCAGCGCCGUGGCAACGAUCUGAUUGUCAAGAAGGAGAUCGACCUGGUGGACGCCCUCUGUGGCUGCAAGACGGUCAUCCAUACCCUCGAUAACCGGAGGCUGCUCGUCACCUCCCGGCCAGGAGCCAUCAUCAAGCCCGGAGACAUCAAGUGCAUCCCCAACGAAGGGAUGCCCGUCUACCGGAGCCCCGCCCAGAAGGGGAAGCUCAUCAUCCAGUUCAAGGUGAAGUUCCCGGAGCCCGGCUGGCUCCCCACCCACCAGCUCCGUCAGUUCCAGGCCUUCUUCCCACGCCGCGAGGAGGUCAUGGCCACGGAAGACACGGAAGAGGUGGAGCUGCGGGAGUACUUCCCCCACCUGGACCACGGGCGGCACUUCACCGGGGAGGCCUACCGGGAGGAUGAGUGUGAGGAUCCCGUGCGCCACAACGUCCAGUGCCAGACGUCGUAGCCCCCCGGGCUGAGCCGCCUCCCCCCCAACGUGCAGCCGGAGGACGGAAAAGUGAUUGCCGCUGCGCCAUUCCCCACCCGCACCCCCCUGCCGGGGGUGGUCCCUCGGCCGCCUCGACCAGAACGUGCCUUGGGGGUCCCACCCGGAGCAGCACAGCUCCCGCCGUGUCUGUCCUCUGCUGUGGUUCGUCGUCAUUCCUGCCCAGCUCUGCUCUCCUCCCCACCCUCCUCGGAGGUGGUGUGCCUGGCGGAGGAGGAGGGCCAGUCUGGACACCUUGAGUCGCUGGAGCGGGUGGGAGCCUUGCCUUGCCCAGGCAGAGGGAGCCCAGCACCUGACCGAGAGGGUCGCCUGGACUGAAGUGCCUUCGUGUGGCCCGGCUGGAGGCGGGGAGGGGCCCAGCGCCUCUGCUGCUGCCCUGCUGAUCUGCUGCUGCUGCUGCUGCUGCUGUUCCCGGACUGGCUCAGGGACCGCUGCCCACCCGCCUGGCGUCCCUUGGGCCUUUUGGCCCUUUUCCCGUGGCUCAGCAGGUGGGAGGCGGGGGCGGGGUGGCUUCUGAGGCAGAAGCGGGUGUGCCUCCCCGUGAAGCUCCACCUCCUGGGGCCUCUGCCCAGUAGCCGCGGUCUCCUUCGGUGGCCACCUGUCCUGCUAGGACCCC